Messenger RNA from Apis laboriosa (Himalayan honeybee), 4273 nucleotides. Its product is annotated as orexin receptor type 2-like. The transcript has 6 exons. Lineage: Eukaryota; Metazoa; Arthropoda; Insecta; Hymenoptera; Apidae. Bases 2681 to 3994 code for a protein of 437 amino acids. Gene Ontology annotation, biological process: G protein-coupled receptor signaling pathway. Gene Ontology annotation, molecular function: neuropeptide Y receptor activity. Gene Ontology annotation, cellular component: membrane. The record is from RefSeq and is a predicted model, not a curated record.
CAAGCUGGGGGGGCCCUUCGUGUCUCGUCACCGUGACACAUCACGGAACAUCGAGCUCACUUAUUCAAACAUGCUCGAUCGACGAACGCUGUGACACAUUUUCCUUUUGCAAAAUAGUGUUAUCGAUGUUAAACAUCUAAUAUGCAAUACGAAUUUCCGAGGCAAUUGUAAAACUCUUACAAAUUAGUCGCUCGAAUAUGCAAAAUGUUCACCAUUAUUUAUUUACAAGAAUUACAAUGAUAAAUAAUAAUUCUUUUUUGCACGAUAAAUCUAAUGUGUAAACAUAAUAAAAGAUCACGUAAUAAUGAUGCCGAAUAAUGUUUCGGGUACAGUGUCGACGAACAAAUACGUUCGAUGUUAGGUAAUAAAUAAGUGAUCAUUGAUUUGGAUAGAAUUUUAAAAAGUGGUUAAUAACAAGUUGAAUAAUAAGAUCUAUUGAAAAACAUUUGGAUUUUCACAGAACUUGUAAUAAAAUAAUUUGUGAAACAUGGAGGGAAAAGUUUAAGAAUAUUCUCAUCUUGAAAAUAUUUUCCGCCUCGAUUGGAGAUUCUUAACGAUUCUUAUGCAUAUUACAUGCGAACUGAUUCCCACAGUUUCAUUUGAAUAGAAAAGUACAUUAACAUUAUUCAACAACUUUUAAUAAGAACGAUUAAAAAAACAAAAAUAUGUAAAUUUAAACACUCUUUCAGAUUUCUUCUACGGAACAAAGUCGAUCAACUUUCCUCGAAAAUUUUCCCUCCUGUUUUGUCGCGCUAUGUGUAUGCACGAAAACGGAAAUGAUAAACGAGAAAAAAAGGAACGUGUUAAAGUUUUCAAGUAGAACGAAUAUAAUGUUUUUUGGACAAUUGUAGUUGACAGAUUUACAAUAUAUUUCUGUUUUUGCGCAUUGGAACGAACGAAAAAGAGAUAUUUUGAACUUUAAAAUAAAAUGUUUAUCAAUUUCUCCGAAAUCCGCGUUAAUGUUCGAAUCAUACUGUGUAAAAAGGGAUAUAAUAACAUCGUGUAUCAAAAUAGAAAUAGUUCAAUUUGAUAGUGGACGAUUCAUAUGAUUUUUGUCAUUAGCAUUAUUGUUGGGAAGAUGAAGGAAUGGUCUUGAUCUUUUUGAUGAAUCGAAAUGAAUGUAGGUUGUCAUUGUCAACCCAGAUGAGUUAGAAAAACGCGCAAGAUUAAUAGGAUAAUCUGUGAGUGAUUUUUUUUUUUGCUAUGAACAUCGCUCAUUGCUCUCGAGAGAAAAUCGAAGGUCGUUUUCCAAAAAUUUUUUCGCGAUAAAAAAUUUCGAAUCGAACAUUCGUUAUAAAUUGAAAAUACGAACGCGAAAAUUUAAUGAAAGUUUCGAACAAAUUAACAGUAAUGACGAUUAAUAAGAUCUUUAUUUAAUCGAAUUUGUAUCACGAUCAUCACCAUUUUAAAUUCCAUUUUAAAUCCAACGUGAUGUUAUAACAAUCGAUUCAUAUCGAUUAAAAUUUCAAUCAAAUUACAAUUUCGAGUCGAUAAACUUAAGUUUUCCUCUGAGAAUUGGAUCGAUAUCAUCGAUAUCUCGUUCCACAAGGGAAACGAAUGUCGGAAUUUUCAAUGGUAGUUUAACGUUCUAAAAGCCACGUUAAUUUGCUUGGUAAUUAAGAAUAAACACGAAACUACGUUUAAUAUUAAUUUUAAUCACAAAAUACCUUUUACCACUUUCUGACAAUUUUAUCACAAUCUCGUAAAAAAUUAAUCGAACUUUUUCCCUAGAGCCGGUCAAACGUUAAAAUCGAAAGGGGAAAAAAAGGAGGGAAACAAAACUUCCCUUUAAACGAGGUAAAACAUGUUGGCGAAUUAUUUGUUAUUUUUCUAUUUCUCGAAUGAACUCUCGAUUUCGAUCUUUUUCAAGAAAGAACAAGACAAAAAGAAUAAUAUUCUACAAUAUUAAUUACAUAUCAGAUUUAUCGUCAACCAGUCUGUUCGAGAAAAAUCAAAUAAAAGAAGAAGGAAACAGAAAAGAUUUCCAUCUAAAAGAUAGAAUCGGAUAAAAGCGAACUCGUGAAUCUUUCUAUUUGUAAACCAUUUGUUACAAAAAUUUCAUUUGUUAAAUCGACAAUUGAGGAAUUACAACACGCGGCAUCGAAAACUUUCUUCGUUUAUCAAGCUUAUAUGAUUUGCGACAUCGACCGAGAACGAGAAGAAAAAAAAUGAACGUUUUUAUUCAAUAAUCUUUCCCAAUAAUUCCCCUUUUCCACUAAGAAUUAAAUCAUCAUUUUAAUAGUUCGCGAUGCUGGAUCGAAUAAAAGUCGAAGCAUCGACGAUUUUCGCCUUAUAGGCGAUGACGCUGGUGAAAAAAGGAAAGGAAAGGAAAGGAAAAAGGCGAGAAGAAUUAUCUUUAAUGUCAUGGAAAUUGGCGGGAAAUAGGCAAAGUGAAUCAAUCUGAAGCGAUAACUUUUUCACUCGCAAGCUUGUAUUUCUCUCUUUUCUUCGAUCUCGAACAUUAAAAAUUUCUCGAGAAAAUGUGGAACCUGAGAACGUUCGAAAUGAAAAUUUAACGCGACAACAUAGCGCGUAAAAGGAAAUUGUUUACUGAAUUGUAAAAAGGAAAUUGUUUGCUGAAUUUUUCCCAAGAGAGUGACGUGUUAUCGAUAUCGAUGUCUAUACUCGCGUAAACGACAACAUUCUCUCAAACAAAAAAAAAAAAAAAAAAAGAAGGAAGAUGCAUCCGUUCGAGCCAAUAAUUAUGACGUGGUUGGGAUCGAUGGUAUUCGCGUUAAUCGAUGCCACUGAUUCGGACGAUUAUCUUUUAGUGGAUUACACCGAUGAAUCUGAUUACAAUGCCACCAAUUGCACCAAUAUUUACUGCAUCUCGAACGAAGAGUACGUGGAUCGUAUGAUGAAUUACAUAUUUCCCAAAUUUUGGGAUUGGGUGCUGAUCGCGUCGCACAGCAUCGUCUUCGUCAUCGGAUUAAUUGGAAAUGCCCUAGUCUGCAUCGCCGUUUACAGGAAUCAUACGAUGAGAACAGUGACGAAUUAUUUUAUCGUCAAUUUGGCAGUGGCCGAUUUCCUAGUUUUAUUACUUUGUCUUCCAUUCACCGUGUUAUGGGACAUCACGGAAACCUGGUUUCUUGGUUUAACCUUGUGCAAAGCUGUACCGUAUCUCCAGACAGUAUCCGUGACUGUGAGCAUAUUAACCCUAACUUUUAUAUCGAUAGAUCGAUGGUACGCGAUAUGCUUUCCGCUGAGGUUCAAAUCUACCACAGGAUGGGCAAAAAAUGCGAUCAUCGGAAUUUGGACAAUAGCUCUUCUAUUUGAUAUUCCAGAUCUUGUGGUGUUGCAUACCGUCCCACCUACUCACAUCAAAAUAAAAACGAUUUUAUUCACACAAUGUAAUAUAUCCUGGAGUAAAAAGAAUCAAGUCGUCUUCAUUAUCGUCAAAUUAAUUUUCCUCUAUACUGGACCUUUGAUCUUCAUGAGCGUAGCGUAUUGGCAGAUUGUAAAAGUCCUUUGGAAAAGCGACAUUCCAGGGCAUAAUUUACCGUCACGAGCAUCCCAGACGAAUCAGAUUCCAACAUCCGGUGGCGGAAAUCCGGAAGUGCAGCUGAGAUCUCGAAAAAAAGCAGCAAAGAUGUUGGUCACGGUGGUCAUCAUUUUUGCCAUUUGCUAUUUUCCCGUGCAUUUACUCUCCGUUUUAAGGUAUACCACUACAUUGCCAUCGAACAAAUGGAUAAAUGCCAUCAGUUUAAUCGCGCAUGGCCUAUGCUAUUUCAAUAGUGCAGUUAAUCCUCUGAUCUACAACUUCAUGAGCGGGAAAUUUCGAAAGGAAUUUAGGCGUACAUUUCGCUGUACUCGAGAAAAUAAUUCUCGCAUGCAACGCGGACAUCUUGCGACAACAUCUAAUUUUCCUCGAAUUAAAACUCGGAUUAUGACGAUACAACGGACAACGUUUAAAAAUAACAACCUUCAACGAAACACCGAAAUUAUACCUCUCAGUGCUAUAACCAGCAUUCAACAAAACGAAAAACACGACUGAUCGUAAGCAUAUACCUAUAUUAGUCAUUAUGAUUAUUAGACGCGCAAUAAGAUUCACAAAUAAUUUAUUUACAUAUAAUUUGAACUUUAAUAUUAAGAUAAUAGAUAAAUACAACAAAAAUUAUAUUUUAUUCGAUAAGUAACAAAAAGAACUUGAUAAUCAUAUUUAAUUUUUAAAUUUGUAAAAAUUGUUAGAUACUUUUAAUAUCCAUUGAAAUAUGAAUUCAUUAGAUAACGAAACACUGAGCUAUCUAAAAUGUACUUACAAUAUUAAGAAUUA